Messenger RNA from Cladophialophora bantiana CBS 173.52, 891 nucleotides. RefSeq lists its product as uncharacterized. NCBI's taxonomy places the organism in Eukaryota, Fungi, Ascomycota, Eurotiomycetes, Chaetothyriales, Herpotrichiellaceae. Bases 1 to 891 code for a protein of 296 amino acids. The record is from RefSeq and is a predicted model, not a curated record. The transcript is spliced from 2 exons.
AUGAACGGGUACAACGCUCUCGCAGGCUAUAUUGGGACUUAUCCGACUCUCGCGGUGUUCAGGAAGUUCCUGAUUCUCAAUGCUCGGAACCUCCUCUGCAUGCAGGGCGAGAUUGUCAACCUCGAACAUGGUCUGAGAGUGACAAUCGAAAAGGAUCGCAAUGCAGAAAAGUCUGUGAGAAAUGAGUUUGAAUGCGAUAUUUCGGCCUUAAAAGGACCACACGAAAAGCCGCGUGACGGCUUCCAAUGGCAAAGAACCCUCGAGUUGCGCCGCCUGUUGAGGGACUACAACGAAGCACUCCUUCAAUUCGCCGCCCUCUGUCGGCUUGCUCCGGCAAACAAGGCUGACUGGUCCACCCUGCGCGAACUGACCGAGAAGGCGGACGACAGUGGGGAGCCCUUCCUGGUUGCUCAUGAAUUCGAGACCUGGGAGGAAGAACACUUUCGAGACUUGACCUCACUGGCAGGACAUCACGCAGACAGAGAUGCGCUUUCCAGGUUCAUUGACAAAAUGGUGAGGUCGGUCUAUCACAGAUACGUUGGCCACAAGUUCCAUGAUCCACUCUCGGUUGUCGAGGCAUGGGGAGCCGCAGGAAAACGGAGACCCGUCAUCUACUACCCCGACGGCUAUAUCUCGACUACCCUAGACAGCCUGAGCACCAUUUUGGCCUCUGUUCUACCAACCAUCGCGGCAUUCGGAAUAUAUCUGAUAAAGGAUCCCAUGACGAGGAUGGGAGCAAUCGUGGGGUGUACUCUCCUGUUCUCCACAGUACUCUCCCUCAUAGCUCGACCCAAACGAGCAGAAUGUUUUGCGGCGUCAGCUGCCUUUGCAGCAGUCCUCGUCGUCUUUGUGGGAAACUCGAGCGGAAAUUCGAACGGGAAUACGUGCUAA